Molecule: messenger RNA, 285 nt
Organism: Adineta steineri
Lineage: Eukaryota; Metazoa; Rotifera; Eurotatoria; Adinetida; Adinetidae
Source: the annotation of a GenBank genome assembly
AUGUACACACUGUUGAAUUCUACUAAUUCUACUGUAAAUCGUUCGAAGAAUGAUAGUGAUCGUGUUGUCUUCACGCAUUCAUCAACAUCAUCAACACUUGAUAAUAUAUCCAGUAUAUUUUUAAUUUCUAUUCUUUCUGUUUUAUGUUUUCUGGGUGUUAUUUUCAUGAUCUUUGGUCCUAUGAUGAGAUCGGAAGCUUGGAAACGUGUAGAUAAUUAUAUAUUUGGUCAAGAUAUGGAACAUGAAGAUCAAGAUGAAGGUGGUGCAGAUAAUGGUGACGGAUAA